Messenger RNA from Prunus dulcis (almond), 789 nucleotides. Its product is annotated as WUSCHEL-related homeobox 2. The transcript has 2 exons. The record is from RefSeq and is a predicted model, not a curated record. Gene Ontology annotation, biological process: plant organ development. NCBI's taxonomy places the organism in Eukaryota, Viridiplantae, Streptophyta, Magnoliopsida, Rosales, Rosaceae. The coding region runs from base 1 to 789 and encodes 262 amino acids. Gene Ontology annotation, molecular function: DNA-binding transcription factor activity; DNA binding.
AUGGACGGUUAUGAUGAGCAGCACGUGCAGGGUGAUUCGGCACGUGCCGCCGGGGACGGUGCUGCUCCGGGGAGCACAAGUCGGUGGAACCCAACAAAGGAGCAGAUCAAUAUGCUUGAGAAUUUUUACAGGCAAGGCAUAAGGACGCCGAGCGCCGAGCAAAUACAGCAGUUGACAAGUAGGCUGAGGGCUUAUGGCCACAUCGAGGGCAAAAAUGUGUUUUAUUGGUUUCAAAAUCACAAGGCAAGGCAGAGGCAGAAGCAGAAGCAAGAGAGCGUAGCUUAUCUUAAUCGCUUUUUCCAUAUGACAUCCCAGCCUAUGUUUCCUCCUCCUCCUCCUCUUAAUCAUCAUCCUUGCCCAAAUGUGAUGUGCAGCCCAUAUUACAUACCAGUUCAGAAUGAAUUAGGGUUCUAUCAACAAUCUCCAUAUCCCUAUAAGGUGCCUUUUCCUGGUGGAGCCAAGGGGAAACUAAGGACUGAGAAAUCCGUUAAGCCAAGAACCACCCGCGCUGGUUUCUCUGGAUAUGAACCUAUGCCCCACGGAUAUAGUACUAGCGGAGGCGGCGACAUGAUCAACAAUGUCGCGAACGAAUCGACGGGCAGAUGUGAUCAAGAAACACUGCCACUCUUUCCUUUGCAACCCACAGGCAUUUUACAAGGGAGAGAAUAUCAAAACCCUUCAUGUGGUUCUGGUACUGCUAAUUAUGCUGACAAUUCCACUGCUGCUCUAAUUGGCUCUAAUUCUGAAAUUGUUGGUGACCAACCUUUCUAUGACUUUUUCUCUGGAUAG